GGCGGUGGCUUGUCGUGUUGUCGUCUUCCUUCAUUCAUCAUGUAUGAUGUCUGUGACUGUGAUGAUCUGUGGUGAUGAUCACUCACUCACUCACUUCACUUCUCAUCCAUCUGUGCAGUCUGCAGUGUGACUGUGCACUCACUUGCUUUGCUUGAAGAAGUGUUCGUGUUGUGACUUGCUUGCUGCAAUAAAUGUUCCCGUUUUUUGAAGAAGUUACCGGUAUUAACAAAUUGUUUGCAGUUGUGACUAUUUACCUAUUCAAUUACUUUAGUCAGUAUUCAAGUAUCUAUUGUGAGUGUGAGGUGUAAAAUAAACUUGCGUGAAUGUGAUUGAGGAUUUCAUCCUGAAGAUGAGCUUCAAAUUGAACACAUUAUUGGUGCUCUGGGCAUCUUGGGUCGGCAUGGGGGUGUCGAGCCAGCCCGCGGCCUGCUACGAGAAUUCCAACUGCCCCACUGGGUUUUACUGCGAGAAGGCCACUACUCGAUGCCUCGAGUGCCUGCAGUGCGAGGUGUUCAAGCGCAAGCCUCCGCCAGGCGACGUAUGCGUCACGUCUGUCGUGCAUUGCGGAGGCUGCACAGAGGGGCUGGUUGAAGAUCUGCGCAUGGACAACGCGUGCGUGCCGGCGUUAAGCGCGCCGACCGCCGGCGCCGACGCCGCGGUGCCGGCGUACAUGUGGGCCGUCGUCGGACUGCUGCUCGCCGUGCUCGUCGUCCUCAUCGUCUACGUCGCCGUGAACAGGGAAACCUUGUUCCAGUUCAUCCUCAAGAUUCGUGCCACGACGUCGGUGCACAGCACUGCCGCAGCCGCGAGCCCCAGCGCGCCGGAGCCGCCGCCGCCGCCCUACACGGCGCUGUAUGCGCCCGCGCAGCCGCCGCGAUCCGAGCUGUUUGUCGUCGAUGAAGAAGCCGACCUGCUCCUGAAGCGCACGCAGGCGCCGCCGCGACCGCGCGAGGCCGCCGACUGUCAGGCCGCGCGGCCCUACAGCAACCCCAACUACAUCCGAGGCCCGACCAGUUACAACCAGAAUGAGGAAGCGGGACCGGCGUCACCCCCCUUCACUCCUCAAGAUGAAGAUACUAUGGAAAGCCCUUGGACUCCAAAUGAAACCACAAACAACGUUGUUAGUGAUUCGAACGGCAACGCGGCGGCGCUGGCGAAUAUGGCGGGCGCGGCGGGGCCGGCGGCCGGCGCGCGCGCGGCCGACUCGGACGACGAGGGCCCGCCUGCCAAGACCCUGUGCGUCAGAGAGGAUUCGAACAACAACCGCGGGCGCGAGUCUGGCGCGGGCGCGGCGCCGGCGCUCGGGCCCGUCGUGCACAUCAGCGUCGUCAGCAACUUCACGUCGCUGGAGCAGCGCAACAACGUCAACCUGCCCGGGCACUAGCCCCUCGCCACGACCCGCUGCCUUGAAGCCCGUCAGACAACAACUUAGCAGUAAUAAACAUACACGGUCGCUUACUGCUCUUGCGGUCAUAGUCAAUUGCAAUUUUACCGUGCUGCCAACCUUCGACUUACAAGAUUACUUAUUAUUUUCAGGAUUGCCAAUUUCUGUUAGACUAAUGCCCGUUUUCACCAUCAAUCGUUAAUUCGUUCAUCGUGACCCCUAUGAAAACAAAAUUCCUGUUAUGUUUUACCAUAGGGGACACUUAAAAAUUAGGGAUUGAUGGUGAAAACGGGCAUUCUUGUAUUAAGAAUCUUUAGCGAAUCUAUCCGUGAUGCGCAUAGUCCGAACUGUAACGUCUCUUGGCGGAGCCGAAGAGGCUUAUUUUAAAAUUUAAGCCUUGCCUUACAUCACAUUUUUUACUACUUAAUUUCUAUGUUUUGCUAUGUUUUUUAGUUCGUUGUCGUUAACCUGUGAUUAAACUAAUCUUCUAUUUGCCAACCUUUAGCCAUGCCAUUUUAAAUCAAAUUUAAAUUCCUCUCUUCUUCUUUACUGACUUAUUCGCCCGAACAAAACAAUGCCAAAAAUAUAAAAACGUAAAAUAAGGAGAUUUGAGUGCGUAUUUUAGAAAGAGGGAAAUAAAAGUUUCGACUAAAAAGGUUAAGGUUUUGUACUUUAUUGUUUAAAAUAUUUCAUAACGUUUUUCAAGUUUUGUAAGAAAAAGGUAAAUAAAUAAAUUUUUCUAUUACUAAUUUUGCUCUAAAAUGAACUACAUUAGCAACUAUGUUAUUUUAAGUUAAAACUAGUUUAAUGUGGUCACCCGGCCGGGACCGCUAAAGCACUCAAGUGUGUGCAGGCGUAUGACGUGCUCCCAGUCCGUUCAAAAGGUUAGUAACGAGAACGACUGACCCACAGGCUGUAUCAAAUUCACAGCUAAAGUUGACCGGGAAAAUACCGUCACUUUAUACGCCCGCAGCACACGGCGUCGCUAGUGUUGUAGCUAGAUGUAGUGAAUAUAUCAAAUACCUACAAGCAGUGUGCGUUAUAACUAGUGAUGCAAGAGAUCGAGUAUUAUAAACCUUAUGACAGUAAAAUGUAAACACUACACAGUAUUAAAAAUGAGUACAUCGUUUUUGUAGGCCUU
Molecule: messenger RNA, 2525 nt
Organism: Ostrinia furnacalis (Asian corn borer)
Lineage: Eukaryota; Metazoa; Arthropoda; Insecta; Lepidoptera; Crambidae
Exons: 9
Coding region: 350-1384 (344 amino acids)
Source: RefSeq, a predicted model, not a curated record